Molecule: messenger RNA, 243 nt
Organism: Talaromyces marneffei
Lineage: Eukaryota; Fungi; Ascomycota; Eurotiomycetes; Eurotiales; Trichocomaceae
Exons: 3
Coding region: 1-243 (80 amino acids)
Biological process (GO): maturation of SSU-rRNA; mRNA splicing, via spliceosome
Cellular component (GO): sno(s)RNA-containing ribonucleoprotein complex; P-body; U6 snRNP
Molecular function (GO): RNA binding
Source: RefSeq, a predicted model, not a curated record
AUGGAAAACGGAAACCCCUCAGAAGGAAAGGAUCCUUCCACUUUUCUUAGCGAGAUCACCGGAGCUCCAGUGACUGUGAAGCUUAACUCUGGCGUUGUCUACCAAGGCGAACUCCAGUCUGUCGACGGAUACAUGAAUAUUGCAUUGGAAAAAACAGAGGAAUAUGUGAAUGGGCAACUGAGGCGGUCUUACGGUGACGCUUUUGUGCGUGGAAACAAUGUACUAUACAUUUCUGCGCGGUAA